AUGGAUGAAAUUCCUCAUUCUGAUGAUGUUGAUAAUUUGGAAGGUUUGGAAGAAGAUGAUCACCAAACUAAAGUUAAAGGGAAACGAUCAAUAUCCAAUUCAAGUAACCAUCCUACGGUCCAAGGUAAAAAGUGUAAACAAACUGGACCUAUUAAUCUUUAUUUUAUGAAAGAUGUCGAUGAAAUUGUCAAACAAAGACGUGCAAAAAGCAAAGGACAAUUUGAUGAAAAUAAAAAGAAGUUAAGAGAUAUUGUAGUUGAGAAAUUUGCAAGAUGGAUGUAUGAUGCUGGAAUUCCCUUCAAUGCUGUUAAAUAUGAUUCUUUUGAGCCUUGUAUUGAAGCUAUUGGACAAUUUGGAUCAGGGAUGAAACCUCCAUCAUAUCAUGAAGUGAGGGUUAAGUAUUUGAAGAAGGAGUUGGCAAAUACGAACUCACUUCUCAAAUCCCAUGAAGAAGAUCAUGCUAAGUUUGAGUGCACAAUCAUGGCAGAUGGAUGGACAGAUAAAAAGGGUAGGACUCUUAUAAAUUUUUUGAUGAAUGGUCCCCAAGGAAGUGUAUUUGUCGAAUUAGUUGAUGCUUCAGGCUAUUCUCACACAGCAGACAAAAUGUUUGAGUUGCUUUCUAAAUUUGUGUAUCGCAUUGGAGAAAAAAAUGUGGUUCAGAUUGUAAUAGAUAAUGCAAGCUGCAAUGUCAGUGCAGCUCAUUGUUUAGAUUUGUUGCUCGAGGAUAUAUUCAAAAUUUCUCAUCUCAGAAAAUUGCAUGAACGGGCGUUGAUGGUUAAUAGUUAUAUUUACAAUAUACCACAAGUAUUGAGCAUGAUAAGAGAGUUUACUGGACAGAGAGACAUGCGAUUUCAUGUACAACAAGCAAAUCUGAGAAAGAUGUUUACAUCUAAAAAGUGGGUAAAUAGUCGAUUUUCCAAAGAGGCCGCAGGAAAACGUGUAGCAGAACUGGUAGACGGUGAAAAACAAUCUCCUAUGGGUUAUAUUUAUGAGGCAAUGGACAGGGCCAAAGAAGCUAUCGCUGCGUCAUUUAACAAUAAUGAAGAGAAAUAUCGUAACAUUUUUGAAUUCAUUGACAAAAGAUGGAACAUUCAACUUCAUCGACCUUUGCAUGCAGCCGGAUAUUUCUUGAAUCCAGAGUGUUUUUACUCAAACCCUGACAUAGAAAAUGAUACAGAAGUGAUGGAGGGUUUGUACAAGUGCAUAUCUAGAUUGGUGAGAGGUGAGGAUUUACAAGAUAAGAUCACGAAUCAAUUGGAAAAAUACAAGAAAGCAGAAGGACUUUUUGGUUUGCCAAUGGCUAUCUGA
Zingiber officinale is the source of this 1308-nucleotide messenger RNA. RefSeq lists its product as uncharacterized. Bases 1 to 1308 code for a protein of 435 amino acids. Lineage: Eukaryota; Viridiplantae; Streptophyta; Magnoliopsida; Zingiberales; Zingiberaceae. The record is from RefSeq and is a predicted model, not a curated record. The transcript is spliced from 4 exons.